CAUCCUUCCUUCUUAUCUCCUCUCUUCUCUUGAGCUUCACAGCAAGCAACCAUGGGUAGUGACAAGCAGAAGCUUGUGGCCUUGGCUGUGGUGGUAGCGUUGCUUGGUUGCGUGGCAACCAUAUGCGAAGCGAGCCAUGGGUUUCCCUACCCGAUGACCCCUAGAGAGAAGAAGACCAUUCCUGCCUUAGGCUUAGGGCUCGCCUUCGACUAUUACAAAGAUACCAAGUGCCGCGGAGUGGAGAAAACCGUGAGGCGCGUCGUGAAAGAGGAGGUGGACCGGUACCCCGGCAUCGGUGCAGGGCUCAUCCGCCUCUUCUUCCACGACUGUUUUGUCGAGGGCUGCGACGCAUCGGUCCUCCUCAAGGCGACCAAGGACAACCCACAACCGGAGAUGCUCGGCAUCCCCAACAUCAAUAGCCUGCGUGGCUUCGAAGUGAUCGACAAGGCCAAAGACGCUCUCGGUGAGGAGUGCAGGGAGGUCGUGUCGUGCGCCGAUAUCCUGGCCUUCGCUGCGCGUGAUGCCACCGUCCUCCUCGGGAAGGUAAAGCACUUCGAAAUGCCCGCUGGCCGCUACGACGGGAAACGGUCCCUUGCCAGCGACACCCUCCCCAACCUGCCCCCUCCCUUCGCCGAUGUCGCCACCCUCAAGGCUAUGUUCCUAGAGAAGGGGCUCAACACCGACGAGAUGGUUGUCCUCUCUGGUGCCCACACCAUCGGGAUCUCCCACUGCUCAUCCUUCGGCAGCCGCAUCAACGCCUCUAACCCCUCGGAUAUGGACCCCAAUUACGCAUCUGAGCUGAGGGCUAAAUGCAACAACCAGCCAACGAACACGGUAAAUCAGGACUUCAAGACCCCGGAUGAUCUAGACAGGCAGUACUACCAGAACGUGCUCGACAAGAAAGUGUUAUUCGAAUCAGACGCCGCACUCUUGUCGUCGUCAGACACAGAGGGCGCAGUGAAAGAAUACGCCGAGCCCUCUGGGAAGUGGGAGGAAAAGUUCCAGGAAGCCAUGGUGAAGAUGGGAAACAUCGGGGUGAAGAGCAAAGGCAAUGAUGCCGAGAUCAGGAAGGUGUGCGGGUCCGUCAACUACUGAUCCAAUGAUCAUGCAUGCAUACAUCAUCUUAUUAAUCCACUCAACAUCAACACCUGUGACCUUACCGAGAUUUUGCUGUGUGUACGCUAUUUUGGAAUUUCCGUUCAUUGUUGUUUAAUUAUUUAAUUUCACUAAACUAUCUUGCUUUAUUAUCGGGUUACAUUUGUAUAAUGAAGUUAUGGUUGUACUUCCAUCUAUUAACGAGAGUUCCGUGCUACUUCUUGUGCUA
Messenger RNA from Brachypodium distachyon (stiff brome), 1324 nucleotides. Its product is annotated as peroxidase 2. The transcript is spliced from 2 exons. Gene Ontology annotation, cellular component: plant-type cell wall; plasmodesma. NCBI's taxonomy places the organism in Eukaryota, Viridiplantae, Streptophyta, Magnoliopsida, Poales, Poaceae. Gene Ontology annotation, biological process: hydrogen peroxide catabolic process; response to oxidative stress. The record is from RefSeq and is a predicted model, not a curated record. Bases 52 to 1095 code for a protein of 347 amino acids. Gene Ontology annotation, molecular function: heme binding; peroxidase activity.